UUCAUUCAUUUAAUCAUCAUCAUCAUCAUCAGUUUGUGAUUCGGGAAUGAUGGAUUGGAAUUUUACAUCUAUAAUACAAGAUUAUGUUGAUGUUCAUCUUAUUCGUUGGCUAAUAUGGUUAUUUACACCAUUGUUGAUUACAUUUUUAUUUCCCUUAUUUAUAAUAUUAUUAUUCUACAUAUCAGCAUUAAUUGUUUAUAUUUAUCGUCAUCGUAAUCAAUUAGCAUUAGAUCAAUUAUUGGAUGAUCUGGAACAUCGUAGAUAUUGGGAUGGUGCUAUGCAUGCAAUUGCAAUAAUGUGGGAUGCACAUGGUCAUAUUUAUUAUGGUUAUGAAAUUGAAGGUUUUGAUAAUAUACCCGAUAAUGGUCCGGCAUUAAUUGUUUAUUAUCAUGGUGCCCUACCAAUUGAUUAUUAUUAUCUUAUAUCAAAAUGUUAUCUACAUAAAAAACGUCUGUUACAUUCGGUUGUUGAUCGUUUUUUUAUCCAUAUACCAGGAUGGUCUUUGCUGGUACGAGUAUUGAAAUUAUUUCCCGGUUCAGUUAGUAGUUGUGUUAAAGUAUUAAAUGAAGGUAAUCUUUUGGCUAUUUCACCUGGUGGUGUACGUGAAGCUCAAUUUGGUAAUCAUAAUUAUAAUCUGAUUUGGAGUGGACGUAUUGGUUUUGCUAAAGUUGCCAAACAGGCAAACGUUCCAAUUAUACCUGUAUUUACUGUAAAUAUUCGUGAAGCAUUUCGUACUGUACAAAUAUUUCCAAAUUUAUUUCGAAAAAUUUAUGAUUCAUAUAAGCUACCAUUAAUGUUAAUUUAUGGUGGUUUUCCGGUUAAAUUAAAAACAAUUGUUGGUGAACCAAUUUAUUUUGAACCAGAUUCAACUGUUGAAGAAAUUGCUGAAAUGACUGCCAACAAACUUGAAGAAAUAAUCAAAACGAAUCAAAUAAUACCUGGAUCUAUUCUUCGUGCUAUGUUACAAAGAUUUCUUUAGUGAAUUCUUCAUUUAUGCAGCUUUUACAAAUAUUUUCGGGCAGCUAUUUUCCCAAAAAAAAAAAUGUUUGACGUCCAUUCUGCUGCUGCUGCCAUACAAACA
Molecule: messenger RNA, 1081 nt
Organism: Dermatophagoides pteronyssinus (European house dust mite)
Lineage: Eukaryota; Metazoa; Arthropoda; Arachnida; Sarcoptiformes; Pyroglyphidae
Product: DGAT1/2-independent enzyme synthesizing storage lipids-like
Cellular component (GO): membrane
Molecular function (GO): acyltransferase activity
Source: RefSeq, a predicted model, not a curated record